Messenger RNA from Cyclospora cayetanensis, 714 nucleotides. Its product is annotated as sporozoite surface protein 2-like. NCBI's taxonomy places the organism in Eukaryota, Apicomplexa, Conoidasida, Eucoccidiorida, Eimeriidae. The record is from RefSeq and is a predicted model, not a curated record. The transcript has a single exon. The annotation marks the transcript as partial.
AUGUCACUUUUCACCCUAUAUGCUGCGGUGAGCGCAGCCACCUUCGCUCUAACGCAAGCUGUAGAGCCAAAUACUGCAAGAUCAUAUGCUUAUGCCCCUUAUGGAGUAACAUCUUACUAUGACUCCAUACCAGAGCAAUGGGGUCCCACUGAUUUUGAUGCCAAUGCCUUUCUGGAGAAGUUAUUCCAGGAAUACAUGACCGUGAAUGACCAAUCAGUGAUAGGAUAUUCAAAUUACCCGUCGACCACAACACCCCCGCCCUCAAUUGGAAAUCCUGAGCACCCGAACAAGCCUGGAAACCCAGGACACCCUGGAAACCCAGACAAGCCUGGAAACCCAGGACACCCUGGAAACCCAGACAAGCCUGAAAACCCAGGACACCCUGGAAACCCAGACAAGCCUGAAAAUCCGGAAAAGCCUGAAAAGCCAGACAAGCCUGAAAAGCCAGACAAGCCUGAAAAGCCAGACAAGCCUGAAAAACCAGACAAGCCUGAAAAGCCAGACAAGCCUGAAAACCCAGACAAGCCUGAAAACCCAGACAAGCCUGAAAACCCAGACAAGCCUGAAAAACCAGACAAGCCUGAAAACCCAGACAAGCCUGAAAAACCAGACAAGCCUGAAAAGCCAGACAAGCCUGAAAACCCAGACAAGCCUGAAAACCCAGACAAGCCUGAAAACCCAGACAAGCCUGAAAAACCAGACAAGCCACACAAC